This is a messenger RNA of Galeopterus variegatus (Sunda flying lemur), 7076 nucleotides long. It is a transcript of the gene AFF2, whose product is annotated as AF4/FMR2 family, member 2. The coding region runs from base 1 to 2655 and encodes 884 amino acids. The record is from RefSeq and is a predicted model, not a curated record. Gene Ontology annotation, biological process: regulation of RNA splicing. The transcript is spliced from 14 exons. Gene Ontology annotation, cellular component: nuclear speck; nucleus. NCBI's taxonomy places the organism in Eukaryota, Metazoa, Chordata, Mammalia, Dermoptera, Cynocephalidae. Gene Ontology annotation, molecular function: G-quadruplex RNA binding.
AUGCUUGAGGAUGACCUGAAGCUGAGCAGUGAUGAAGAUGACCUUGAGCCUGUGAAGACCUUGACCACUCACUGCACUGCCACUGAGCUCUACCAGGCUGUUGAAAAGGCAAAACAUAAGAAUAAUCCUGUGAACUCACCCUUGGCUACACCCCAGCCCCCACCUGCAGUGCAAGCCAGUGGGGGGUCUGGAAGCUCCAGCGAGUCAGAGAGCAGCUCCGAGUCGGACUCAGACACUGAAAGCAGCACCACUGACAGUGAAUCCAAUGAGGCGCCUCGCGUGGCCACUCCAGAGCCUGAGCCACCCUCAACCAACAAGUGGCAACUGGAUAAAUGGCUUAACAAAGUGACAUCCCAGAACAAGUCACUUAUUUGUGGCCAAAAUGAAACGCCCAUGGAGACAAUUUCUCUGCCUCCUCCAAUCAUCCAGCCAAUAGAAGCGCAGAUCAAAAUGAAGGCAAACCCCAGCCAGGUUCUGGUCGAACCCAAAGAAAGGCCUCUCCUCAGUCUCAUUAGGGAGAAAGCCCGUCCUCGGCCCACUCAGAAAACUCCAGAAACAAAGGCUUUGAAGCAUAAGUUGUCAGCAACUCUUGUGACAGCUUCUCAAAGGACAAUUGGGAAAAAACAGCCCAAAAAGAUUGAGAAGAACACUAGCAUUGACGAGUUGACCUGGCCCAAACCAAAUAUUACCAGCAGCACUCCCAAAGACAAAGAAAGCAUGGAGCUUCCUGACCCACCAAGAGGCCGCAGCAAAGCCACUGCUCACAAGCCAGUCCCGAGGAAAGAGCCAAGGCCUAACAUUCCGUCAGCUGCUGAGAAGAAGAAGUCCAGAGGGCCUGGCAAGAUUGUGCCAAAGUCCCGGGAAUUCAUCGAGACAGAUUCGUCUACAUCUGACUCCAGCACAGAUCAGGAAGAGACCCUGCAGAUCAAAGUGCUGCCUCCUUGCAUUGUUCCUGGAGGUAAUACUGCCAAAUCUAAGGAAACCUCUGGUGUCAACCUGACCGUCAGCACCUUACUCAGCAGCGGUGGCAACAACUUAGCCAUCAGUAAUGAGGAGCCAGCUUUUUCAUCCAUUCCUGUAGUGCAAACUGAGCUGCUGUCUCCUCUACAAGAUCACGAGAAUCGGAAAAACCUCUGGGUGAAGAUUGACCUUGACUUACUCUCUAGAGUACCUGGCCACAACUCACUCCCUGCAGCACCUGCCAAGCCAGACCACAAGGAAACUGCCUCAAAGCCCAAGCGACAGACUGCUGCCACAGCUGUGGAAAAACCGGCCCCCAAGGGCAAGCGUAAGCACAAGCCAACGGAAGUUGCAGAGAAAAUCCCUGAGAAGAAGCAGCGACUGGAGGAGGCCACAACUAUCUCCUUGCUUCCCCCUUGCAUCUCACCAGCCCCACCCCACAAGCCUCCCAACACUAGAGAAAAUAAUUCAUCCAGGAGAGCAAAUAGAAGAAAAGAAGAAAAACUGUUUCCUCCCCCACUUUCCCCACUGCCAGAGGACCCUCCACGCCGCAGAAAUAUCAGUGGCAAUAAUGGUCCCUUCAGUCAGGACAAAAACUUCUCCACAACCGGACAAAUCACUUCUACCAAACCUAAGAGAAGCGAAGGAAAAUUCUGUGCUACUUUCAAAGGGAUAUCUGUAAAUGAGGGAGACACUCCAAAAAAGGCAGUCUCUGCCACCGUGACUGUCACCAACACUGCUAUUGCCACUGCCACUGUCACUGUUCCUGCCAUUGUCACUGCCACUGCCACCUCCACGGCCACCACCACAACCACUACCACUACCAUUUCCACCAUCACCUCUACUUUCACUACUGGCCUCAUGGGUAGCAGUCACCUGGAGAUGACGUCCUGGGCUGCCCUGCCCCUACUAUCCAGCAGCAGCACUAAUGUCCGGAGACCCAAGCUCACUUUUGAUGACUCGGUCCACAAUGCUGAUUAUUACAUGCAAGAGGCUAAGAAGCUGAAGCACAAAGCUGAUGCACUGUUCGAGAAGUUUGGCAAAGCCGUGAAUUACGCUGAUGCUGCCCUCUCCUUCACUGAAUGUGGCAAUGCCAUGGAACGUGACCCUCUGGAAGCAAAGUCCCCAUACACCAUGUACUCCGAGACUGUGGAGCUCCUCAGGUAUGCGAUGAGGCUGAAGAACUUUGCAAGCCCCUUGGCUUCGGAUGGGGACAAAAAGCUGGCAGUGUUAUGCUACCGAUGCUUAUCACUUCUCUACCUGAGGAUGUUUAAACUGAAGAAGGACCAUGCUAUGAAGUACUCCAGAUCACUGAUGGAAUAUUUUAAGCAAAAUGCUUCAAAAGUCGCUCAGAUACCAUCUCCAUGGGUAGGCAACGGAAAGAACACUCCAUCCCCAGUGUCUCUCAACAACGUCUCCCCCAUCAAUGCAAUGGGGAACUGUAACAACGGCCCAGUCACCAUCCCCCAGCGCAUUCACCAUAUGGCCGCUAGCCAUGUCAACAUCACUAGCAAUGUGUUACGGGGCUAUGAACACUGGGACAUGGCCGACAAACUGACAAGAGAGAACAAAGAAUUCUUUGGCGAUCUGGACACGUUGAUGGGGCCUCUGACCCAGCACAGCAGCAUGACCAACCUUGUCCGCUACGUUCGCCAGGGACUGUGUUGGCUGCGCAUCGAUGCCCAUUUGUUGUAGUGGGUGCUCCCCCAUUUGUAGUGUCACCACGCAUCACUCUACCUCUACCAGCACACUGACGGUCACUGGUAGAACUCCACUUAUUUGGGAAAGUUUUCUUUGGUUAUGUUUGUUUUUGUGCUUCUUUUGAUAUCUGUUGAAAACAGAAGUCAUUGUAAGUGGACACUAAAACGUGAGAGCAAUAUAUGUUUUAUUACUUAGUCAUUUUUCAGUAUUUGAUAUGCAUUUCUCAGAUCUCACCAUCUGUUUGUGCUCUAUGGAAUAACAGUACCUACAAUAUUGUUUUAAGUCCACACUACCCAAAACAAAGAAUGGGAAGCACUUGUAAUGAUGACAAGUUCCUGAAAAAUGAAACAAGUGUUCUUACAUACACAGGCAUAUGAGAACUUAGACCCAAGAGACCUGCAAAGCUUUUCAGCAAUAGCCAUUGCCCCAAACUAUACUCUCAUGGCCAGAAAAGAAUGUAUUUCAGAAUCCAUUGUUAAACUUUUGUAGUUUCUACAGACUCAACCUUUACAUGAAAAUUUUUAUUGUCAAAACCCACUGGUUAGAUGUUGUAGCAACAACAGAAAAUCAACAGUAUCAAGAAAACCAAUUAGCAUAGUGAUGCUGCUCUUAAAAUGAUGUUAUGCCACACAACCAGAGGACUUUUUUGUUAGCAUCCCUUUCCUGUUCUUAAUUUUUUUUUAUUUUAAUGGUGAGAAGGAGGGGCAACAUUUAUUUUGACAACUUUAAGGCAUCAGCUGGCAUAAAUAUUUUUGAAUUCCAUGAUUUGAAAAUAAAUCCGCACCCGGGAUUCUCUUUCUGUGAAACUCUCCUUUUGUGGAAUAGUUUGGUGGAUGUGCACCUUAGUAGCAAAAAUGCUACAUUCCAGCCUUAGAGUUGGGAGAAAAGAGAUGUCUAGAAAUUGACAAGCAAUUCACACCUCUGCUUCCUUUGCAAUUAGAAGGCAGGUCCAAAACUGGCAAGAGUUUUUAAUUAUAUUUUGCUCAAAUCUGUGGAAACACUUCAAGUUAUUAUUACCUAGAAGUAAAAACAUGCAGUUUGCUUCCUAAUGGCUUUAGAAUCUGGACUUCCACAAUUAUUAUUCACAUUUUCUAUUUCACAGGGUUUCUUUUUUCUACUUUCUUUUUUUCUUUUUCUUUCUUUUCUUUUCCUUUUCUUUUGGCUUAUUAGCUUUUUACUGAAAUGCAAUCACUGAUUUUAUUGAAGUCUAUAUUAACAUGAAUUAUUUCCAUGAAAAUCCCAAAGAAAACUCCAAACUCUUUAAGCAGUAACUAGGUUUAAAAAGAAGAGAGAAAAAGAAAAAUGAGUCUUGGGGUUGUACUUCGUCUUAGGGUGCUUUGAAAGAGCCCUGAAGAUUGUGAACAGGCCACCAAAAUUAGAGAUUUCCCCACCAGUUGUGACCCCCCCCCCUUAUGAUCCUCUGUAUUCAUUUUAUGUUCCUAAACAUCACAAUGUAAAUAUCAUCUUUGGUGUUUCAGCUCACCAGAAGAAUCCCCCACUUGUAGUAAACAAUAUCCAUGCAUUAGUUACUUGUAAUACCUUCCAGUAUAUAAUUCCAUGUAGGGUUUAAUCUGCUGAAUUCUGUUCACUGAAAUAUGAUCAGAUAAAUAAUAGAUAUGCAUAUGAAAGAUGCAAACUUGUAUGAUUUUAAAAGCAAGUCAUGCAGGUCAUGAAAGGAACAGCAGGUGAUCACUCUGUACUCUCAUUGUCAAGUUUAGAUAUAUACCCAGUUGUAAAAGAGCCAGACUUGAGCCCCUCUCUGGUCAUCUUUGAAUUUAAGGCCCUUUCUUGUAUAAUAAGCUGUGGAAGUUGUACUCCAAUGGCUGAAGCCAUGUUCUUAACUUGGCUGAUGGGAGCCUCCCAGCAGCGGAACCCAGCACUUUUUAUAUUCCCAUUGUGGUUGAGCUUUUACAUUUACAGUCUCAACAACAACACUUAUGCAUACAUGCGCAUGCACGUGCAUACACACACACACACACAAAUGAAAACAAAGACUUUUCUGAGCCUUUUAAAUGAGACAAAUGAUAAUAUGAAAGACUGAACACCCAAGGUGGGUGUUCCAUAGAAAAAUUAAGCUGAUGACUUUGCAGUGACUCAAGUUCUCUGUUUUCCAUGGCUUACCAGGUCGAGUGCCUGGCUGUUACUAUAUAAUGAAGCCCACUGGCUUAACUUGUAAAUUCAACCUAGACCAUGAUCCUAGACCAUCACGGAUUUAGGAAAAGAUUCUUCUUGAAAUUCAGUUUCCAGAAACUAGACAUUAGAAUGCUAGGAGCAGUUUCCCAGAAAAACAAGCAUAUUGCCUCAUGGAUGAAAGACUUGUAGCUCUAAUUUCAGUGACUUCUUAUAUCUACUUACAUACAACAGGGAGGCGAGAGGAUUCUCUGUCAUCUCUGGUGGCUGAGUGUAAAGUGUGUGCCAAGUCAGCCACACAAUUAUCAAAUCUGAUGGCCGAGCUCUGCAUCACCACCUGAUUAUUUAGUAGACGCAUUUUUAAAGCAGCUUAGAAACCAAUUAAACAUGGAGGAUGAAUUACCUUUCUAUUCCUGGAGAUGAGAUGUCUUUCAGUUUCACGAUUAAGGAUUGUUGCUGUUUUCUAGACACUCUAUUCAUCACAUUGUAAAUGGUGAUGCAUGUUGUAGGUGUGCAGCCGUUUUAAGGAUUGAGAUCGAGAUGCUUUGUCAAGUGAAUCUCUUCAGCAUACCAGUUUGUAGGAGGGAUAUGAGAUGUGUGGAUGGCAGUGAGAGAUCGUGCCUCUAGACCUUAACGGAGGUUUGGUGAGACACAGCUAAAUAAGCACAUGGAGGUAGAGUAAUGGGCAGAGUAAUGGGCAUCUCUAUUUGAGCAAGUAUAUGGAAAGAUUUCAGCCCUGGAAUGUGACCCAGGUAGGGCCACCACUAUGCCUUCAUUUGUCACUCAAGCUCCAACCACAGGGAGUUUGACAAGUUUGUGUUAUAAUGUUGGCUUGGCUUUGUAUUUUUAAUUAACUUUGGAUUUUUUAGUGGUUUUGCCAUAUUACUGUCUGAGUUUGGUAGGUAGUAUUAAUUUGAAAAGAGUUUACUAGUGUGGUCCUUGGUGUAGAAUUUAGCUGUAAGCAUGUUGUUAGCCAGCCUGUAGACUGUUAAUUACUUAAUAAUCUCAUUGGGAAAAUACUAGUAGUUUUAUAUAUGGAUGACAUAAUUGGAAAAGCAGAUUAGCUGCUGCUACUUUUAAAAGACUUGAGGUUGGGAUGCCUUUUCUCCAUGUAAUGAAAUAAAAAGAUCCAAAUCUUCAGUCAAUAACCAAGUUGCAAUAUUAGAAACCAUUGGCUAAAAUAUGUUUUGCUGAGUUUCCAAAUAGAUGGAUUUUCAUCUGGACAUUACAUUACUAAAUUCAUUGGAUUUGGUCUGCAUUGGAAAGAUACUUAUUCUAUGUUAUCUUUCUUGAAUCUAUCUAAUUCGGAUUUUGCUUUAUUCAAAUUUGCAUCCCAAAAGUUGAGGUUGUGGAGUUUGAAGCUAAAAAUCAUUUUUGAAGGUGGAAUCGGUUGAUUUGUGAAGGUGAAGCCCUCACAUACUUCUCUACAGACAUGAUAAAAUUCACCUGCAUAAGUUGGCAGGUGGGAGAACCAAACUGUAUCACUGGGUAAGAAGACUGCUCAGCAAAGCGAUGAACUGCUUGCUUAGAGAAGCGUCACUAUCCCCAUGGAGAGAAUGUGUGGCAAGAUGAUAGAGCUACACAAUAUCAAACGAAUGGGUCGAUUCAGUGCCCCCAAAUUCAAUUAUGCGGGGAACAAAUAUUGAGCCAGUUGUCAGCGUUCUGUUAUGCGACUGGUAGACUAAAUUCUUUGUCAUCGUUAUCGUUGUUGUUGUUUCUCAUUUUCAUUUGCACCACCUUAUUCUCAUAAUUAAACUCUGAUUCAUUUUAUCUUUGGUGUUCGCAAACUCCAACAACAGAAAUGGCAUCUGUGUAUUGAUAAUAAGCAUUUACCUUGGCAGGAGACGAAUCAGACAGGUUGUUCACAGACAUCAAUCUUACCAUCUGAUAUUUUCAGCAAACAAAAAAGUAUUGAUUCCUUUUCCAUUCUCCUCACAAAUCUAGAAGCCCUCUUCAGCAAGAGCAUCACAUUUUUCUCUGUAAUCUAUUGGCUAAAAGAAAAUUGCAUUGUGGGGGAGUAAAGGGGGUUGUGAGUGGGGGUUGAGGGUGGUAAAGUCCCUGAAGGCCAGACUGCAGUUCUUGCCCCUUCCUGCUUCUGUCAGGAUAUGUUAAAGAACCAUGCAUAGUGCUCACAUUGGGUUAGGGGACACUGAACUGCUUUUCAGAUCCAUGAUCAAUCAUCAUUCUUCUAAGAGACUGGAGCUUUGCUGUUUCAUUAACUGUGCAGUGUAGACUAAUGGUGUUUAAUAAAAAUCAUUAAAAAUUUCAAACUCUUUUGCCAGUGA